Candidula unifasciata is the source of this 486-nucleotide messenger RNA. Lineage: Eukaryota; Metazoa; Mollusca; Gastropoda; Stylommatophora; Geomitridae. The record is from the annotation of a GenBank genome assembly.
AUGGAUAAGUUGAAAAGCGUUUUCAGUGGGGAUAGUGAACAGGAAAACAAAACUAUUGUUACACAGAUCAGUGAUGCCACAACCUUGAGCUGGUCGACCAGAAUCAAGGGAUUUCUGGUGUGUUUUGUUCUAGGGGCAGGCCUCUCCAUCUUGGGCAGCUGCUUACUGUUUGUUCCAAAAAACGGCAUAAUUAUAUUUGCGGUGCUAUACACAGUUGGAAAUAUACUAGCUUUACUAAGUACCUGUUUUCUUAUGGGUCCUGUAAACCAGGUUAAAAAGAUGUUUGCCAAGACAAGAGCUAUAGCCACUGUACUGGUUUUUGUUAUGUUGAUCCUGACUUUAGUCUGUGCCUUUGCUGUAAAAAUUAACGCUCUGACAAUAGUUUGUUGUAUACUACAGUUUCUUGCUCUUACAUGGUACUCACUGUCAUACAUCCCAUUUGCACGGGACUUUAUAAUUAAAUGCUUUGGUGCUUGCCUGGACUAA